GGUGGUCAGAUUCGUAUCAAACGCCAAGGAAACGCAGACUUUGCUUCCUUCCGCAGCCGUCAACCUUCUUCCCACUGAACCCUUCUCUUAGCUUCAUCUCCAAGAAAAUCAUAGCAAUCCACCUUAUUCAUCGUCUUUGGAUGGAGCAUAUCAUAUUUAUGGGUUUUCUUGAUCUCAUCCUCAUCUAGACAGAUUAUCAAACACUUGGUGUGCGCCAUUCUUUUACAAGAAAGAACAAAUAACCAGAUCGGGACGGAAGAGCAAUGGUUCUCCCGCUAUUGAAGCUUGGAACGCUCGCAUUAAAAACUUUAAGCAAACCCAUUGCCAGCAGGCUCAAACAACAAGCUGCCCUUCACCCCAAGUUUCGAACAUCGAUAAUUAGUUUCGCGCAGGCAAACCACCGGCUAACAACAACAAUACAAAGGCGAAUUUAUGGACAUGCAACAGAUGUUGAAAUUCGGCCCUUGAAUGAGGAGAAAGCCGUGCAGGCAGCUGGGGACCUUAUUAGCGAACUCUUUGUUUUCGCGGUUGCAGGAGCCGCCCUUGUUUUUGAGGUGCAAAGAAGUUCUAGAUCAGAAGCCAAAAAGGAGGAACUCCGCAGACAAGAAAUGGAGGUUAUGAAACAACGAGACGAAGAUUUAGCAGAAGAGGUCGAAUGUCUGAAGCAAAAACUUCAAGAACUUGAGCAGCUUGCUAAAGGAAAAGGGCUUGCAGGUGUUUUCAACUUCAAAAAUAUUCAAACCCAAACUGCUAAUUCAACCAAUCCAGCUUGAUCUGACCCUACUAAUGCUUUUCACUACAAGCAAAUCCAAUCAUAGAUGCUAUUAGAUAUAUCUAGUGCACUUCAUGGGGUAUUGAUUGAUUAAGAUCUUUAGAUGGAAACCUUCAUUCUUGAUUACCAUCUUGUGCUGAUACUAUUCAUUAUGGCACCCAAGUCCUUAACUGUUCCAUUCCCAAAUAAAGGGUUGAUCAGUCAUUUCAUGUAGCAGGCCAAAACAGAAGUUUGGCGGUUUAUACGUGCUUGAGACAGCCAUUAACCAUUUACCAGAUUUUGGGUAAUGAUUCCUUUAUGUACUUGAUACAAUUUUAUUUACUAUACGGAGUAACGGAUAUAAGAUGAAACUAUCGUUAUCGGGUGUAUAGGUGGGAUAUCUUGAGUGCAUAAUGUUUAUGCUCAUAUGAAUAUGAUCUGAUCUUUUGAGAAAGAACGAAUAUUUGGGCACAAGAUGCUUGUUGUUUUUU
Cynara cardunculus var. scolymus (artichoke) is the source of this 1242-nucleotide messenger RNA. RefSeq names its product OPA3-like protein. NCBI's taxonomy places the organism in Eukaryota, Viridiplantae, Streptophyta, Magnoliopsida, Asterales, Asteraceae. Gene Ontology annotation, biological process: regulation of lipid metabolic process. Gene Ontology annotation, cellular component: mitochondrion. The transcript is spliced from 4 exons. The record is from RefSeq and is a predicted model, not a curated record. Bases 264 to 773 code for a protein of 169 amino acids.